Molecule: messenger RNA, 3164 nt
Organism: Notolabrus celidotus (New Zealand spotty)
Lineage: Eukaryota; Metazoa; Chordata; Actinopteri; Labriformes; Labridae
Gene: sh3bgrl
Product: SH3 domain binding glutamate-rich protein like
Exons: 4
Coding region: 1801-2148 (115 amino acids)
Cellular component (GO): cytoplasm
Source: RefSeq, a predicted model, not a curated record
AGGCUCAUGCGCGCCACCAGGCGGCAGAGCUGUGUCAUAGCAGCCAUUUGGGACUAUGAACAAAGAGAGAAAAUAUACAAUUUUAUCAAAACGCGACGGCGAAUGUUUGUUUUUACGGCCAAAAUGCAAAGUAAAGGCACCAAGGCAUUUUCUAGUGGCACUUUUGGCCGGUUUGGAGGAGAAAUGUCGAUAAGUGAAGCGUUUGUUCUCGGUAGGUCGGCGACGAAGGUGGACAAGAGCUGCAAAGCAUGGCUGCUGCUUGUGCUUUAACUGCAUGGAGACCGAAAGAGACUUCUGACUCCCCAAAGGACAGCGGCUCCAAGAAGAAACCGCGUUUUAUAAGCCUUGUCCGAGCGGGAAAAUAUUCAUUCUAACACACAAAAAAUGUACAUUAUAUAUAGAAAAUAGGCAAAAAUUCCCAGCGAUAGUUAACGGUCAUACAUUGCGUUAUAAUUAAGUAAUGUCUCAUAGGGAUGUCUUCACAAUCGUUUGCAUUGCAUUAAUAGCUUAUAUCCCCUUCAAACUAUUUUUGUUAUUUUGAAAAUACGUACCUUUCUCUUGGGCAUGUUGAUCUCUUGGAGGUUUUCUUACAAAUUUAACUAAAAACUGUUUUUCUUAGUGGGUUCAGUGCAUGUGAAGACGAGUGUCUCCCUUAUGCUCGGCAGUGUAGUAAACACACUGGAACAGAGAGGCGAGUGGUUGAAUGGGGGGAGGGGUGCGGCUAAAGGCAUGAUUGAUAGGCUCUCAGCCAAUCAGGUGACGCCAUUCUGGGCUGCAGAACACUUGGAAUUUUGGAGCCGGUGAUGAUCUGGGGUCUGCGCGAAUGGCUUCUUGCAGGGAAAGAUGGGAGGAAUCCUGCAAGAAAGAAAGGGUUGCAUUUGAGGACAUAUUGCGUUCAUACUAGUGUGUUCACAUUUAGUGAGAUAGAGGCCGCACGAUGGGCCGGCGUGCAGUGUUACACAGGCCCUGGUGGCAGGCGGCAUGCCCCGGUGUAAAGCCAUGCACAUAUGCUGGCUGUUCUUCAACCAGAGCUCACAUCUGCAGCGCCCAACAAGGAGAAAUCACACCAUAAAUGCACUUCGUGUACGAGUCCAAUAUGGCGCCCACUCUUCGACACAUUUUUUUUGUUUGUCAGUCGGCUUUCCUAAAUUCGCUUCAGGGUAAAGCCUUGCGUCGUCUGCCCCAGACGCCUGCAGGGGGCCCACAAAGCCCGUCUAAAGCUGUGGCUGAACAAGACGGUGCUUCAGUGGCUGUGCUGUUUACACAAAAGCGCCCAGCCAGCAGUGUUCAAAAUCACAGCCAAUUUUAUUUUGUCUUUACCCUCUUUUCACUCACCACCCCAGAGUUUACUAGAACCCCUGCAACGGUGCACAAUUGCAGAGUUUGGAGGACAAUAGCUAAUGUCUGGUUGCAGACAAUGGGGACAAUGCAGAAAUAUUCAGACAAUAUCACCCUAUUUUCUUGCCAUCACGAAGACCCAUUACCUCCCUGUGCGUGCACGUACGUGCCUCUGAGUGUGUGUUCUUGCUCUACGGAGAGAAAGGGGGAGAGAGGGACUAGAAGGGGCGGGGUGCAAAGUAGAGGCGGAGGAGGAAUGCAAAGCUCCAUCCAGUGCUAGGAACUGGAGCAUUUGCGCAGAUAGUCUGCGCUGCCUUCGACAGACACACAGCGUAUCAACCAGGGAAGUUUGUUGUCUCUGCUUGUUGUCCCACAGCCGAGCAAUCCGCCUUCAAAGUGUCUGCGAGGAGCACGGCAAACCACCACAACCUAACGGACCCGUGUCAGCAUCAGGGAUUUAUCAUGGUGAUCAAAGUGUACAUAGCAUCGUCCUCUGGAUCCACUUCGAUUAAAAAGCAGCAGCAGGAUGUGAUGGGCUUCUUUGCUGCAAAUAAGAUCGAAUUUGAGGAGUGUGACAUCGCUGCCAACGAGGACAACAGGAAGUGGAUGAGAGAGAACGUUCCAGAGGAGUCCCGACCGGCUACGGGGAACCCGCUCCCUCCACAGAUAUUUAAUGAAAGCCAAUAUUGCGGCAACUAUGAGGCCUUUUUCGAUGCCAGGGAGGACAAUGCCGUGUAUGCAUUUCUGGGUCUGACUGCUCCCCCGGGCUCAAAGGAAGCAGAGGCUCUAGCAAAGAAAGCACAGCAGUAGCAGUUUUACACAGUUCCUACCUGAGACCUCAGGCUUGGACCUUUACCCAGACCUGGACCCAGACUGACCUGGAGUGGAUCCAGGAUUAAAAAAAAAGAAGCAACAUUUCACUCAGCUUAUAUAUACGUGGACAGUUUUGAUUUACUUUUCUAAGUAUGUUUUUUUAUCCUUUGAUCGGCUGUGCCUUGCCAGCUGUUGUGAAUGGAGGUACCACAGCAGAGCAUUAUGGGUAACUACAAACUGUUCUGCUUCCUCCCAUUAACCUCAGCCUGCCAUUACUAUUGGCCUAAUGACAUGUCAAUCAAUCGUUAGCAUAAAUGUGCAGCCAUCGCUACCAGAAACAGCAAAAUGUACACUCUUCGAAAAUUGUAACCCCGAUUCAUCAUUUGGCCGACAGAAUGCCAUCUUUGAUCAGAUUGGAUCCUUUAUCGUCAUUAUUACUAUCACCACUGUACAAGCCAAACAGAUGUGAUUAGAAUAAGUCUUAACCCCUGAAUCCUGAAACAUUAAGUCACAUGCUCCUGCCAGUCAUGUCAUUGUAAAAAACUGCGGCACCUUCUUUGAAAGUUACUUUUACAAUUCCAUUCUUGAUGUUAUUAUUUACUUUAUAUUGUCUUAAUGCUGUUUUAAUGGCAAUCUUUUUAUACAAGGUGAUAUAUGUUCAAAACUUAUAGUACAAGCCAAAAUUACAAAUCUGCAAACAUGUGAAAUGAUGUGAAAGUGAGUUUUUUGUUGUUUGCUGUAUUUGUUUUUAGGAGUAAUGGAAAGCGGUUUUGUUUAGCUCCAAGCAUCCUGUUUCAUAUUGUGUUGGUAAUUCCUGUCUUACACAAGUUGAUAUCUUCCCCAAAAUAAAAGUAAAAUAAGACUGCAAGUUAAACUGUAAUCCUCACUCCUAGUACACUGUGGUUGUCAUGAAAGGUGAUGUUUCCAUAACAGUCAAAUCAAAAAUUAGACUGAAAUCUGCCUUCUCAUAACAAACUGUGUUUUUUACAGCAUAAUAAAUGAUUUUAAGUUUA